AUGGAUGAGUCAAACAUAACGCUUCAUCCCAGCGAAGGCACAGAGAACAUCUCAAUGCACAGAAACAUUUCUACACAGGAAAGGGUCUGGGAGAUAUUGACCCCACUUUGGGUAAUUAUGAUCAUCUCCUUCCUGGGUUUUUGUGAAAAUGGAAUUGUCCUCUGGUGCCUCUGCUUCCAGAUCAAAAGAAACCCAUUCACUGCGUACAUCACACACCUCUCCAUUGCUGACAUCUCCUUACUGCUUUGUACAUUUAUUCUGUCCAUUGAGUACAUUGCUGGUUUUGGAUUCGCCUAUGGUUUUUACUAUUACAUAACCACCACACUAUCUAUUGUCUUCCUUCUUGGAUAUAAUACUGGUCUCUAUCUCCUGACAGCCAUCAGUAUUGAGAGGUGUCUGUCUAUUGUUUACCCCAUCUGGUACCGAUGCCACCGGUCACAGCACCAAUCGGCAAUUGUGUGUGCAAUUCUGUGGACUCUGUCUUUUCUGAUGACAGUAGCCGAAUACUUAACAUGCAAAGAUGAUCCAACGAAGGACCAAUUUGAUGAUGGCAACCAUUGCCAAGCACUGCUCAUCUUCACAUGGAUCCUGACUUUCAUGAUCUUCAUUCCUCUAAUGAUUCUGUCCAGCCUGAUCUUGGUUAUCAGGAUUCAUCGUAACUCCCUGAGACCUCAUUCAUCAAAGCUCUACAUCAUCAUUGUGGCCACAGUCAUUGUCUUCCUCAUCUUUGCCAUGCCUAUGAGGCUGUUGUAUCUUCUGAAUUACCACCACUGGUCGUCUUUGCUCAGCCAGCAGAACCAUGUCACCGUUGUUCUCUCCACCGUUAACAGUAGCAUCAACCCCCUUGUUUACUUCUUCGUAGGAAGCAGCAAGAAGAAGAGGUUCAAGGAGAGCCUCAAAGUGGUUCUUAGUAGAGCACUUGCGGAUGGGUUGCGGCCAAGAAGCCAGGAAGUUGGCAUGAGUUUGGAUAUAGCUGAAACAAUUUUCUAAAGCUUAGGGGGGAAACUCUAGGGGCAAAUAAUUGGGCUUGGAAGGUUUAGUAAACCACUGCAAAACUAAAAGCAUUUUUCUUCCAUAGAAUGAAAAAGCAGUGGUGAAAUAGUACUGUUAUCUUUGGUGGGUAAGCAAUGGAAAAAUAUGGACUAGAAUAAAGAUAACUUUUAUUUGUAUUUUCUUAAUUAUUCAAACACAUGCUACAUCCUGAUGUGACUAUGUCAGUCAAAGAUACCACAGUGGAAAAGAGACAGGCCAACAGAGAAUAUA
Messenger RNA from Phalacrocorax carbo (great cormorant), 1263 nucleotides. The record is from RefSeq and is a predicted model, not a curated record. Lineage: Eukaryota; Metazoa; Chordata; Aves; Suliformes; Phalacrocoracidae.